AUGGUUAGUUUUCUUCCGUUAAAUAUAAAUGACGAAGAUUCUAUAACAGCUGUGAUGUCUCACGUGGAUAAUGCGUUGCAAUUUGGAGAGGAUCAAGAACCGAAAGAACCCAAGGAUGAAUUUGAUAUUGAGUAUGAUGACUAG
Molecule: messenger RNA, 144 nt
Organism: Racocetra fulgida
Lineage: Eukaryota; Fungi; Glomeromycota; Glomeromycetes; Diversisporales; Gigasporaceae
Source: the annotation of a GenBank genome assembly